UCCAUUCCUCUGUUUUGUGCCACAUUCCUAUUUCAUCUCCACACCGCCAAACUUGACAAAUCCCAUUUCGCCACAGACAUUAUGUCACAACCAAACACCCGCGCACGACAGAAUGUGAGAGCAGGCACGCUGUGUGUGUCUGCGAAGAAACGGAAGUGAAUGGCGGGGUGGGGGGGAAACCCUCUGAUCUGACGACAGCAACAGCCGCUCAGAGUUCGACGACCAUCGGACUGCGCCAAGAGAGUUCGACCACCGCUCGGGCACGUGGCCACCGCCACCACUCGGGCACGUGACAACCGCUCGGGCACGUGACCACCACCACUCGGGCACGUGACCACCACCACCGCUCGGGCACGUGACCACCACUCAGGCACGAGCUUGAGCGUCAUGGAAGCGCAAGGACGAAUGAGUUCCAGCCACCGCUUGUUCCUUCAAAAAAUGAUGGCGCACGGGUGCCUGGACAUUGCCAGCUCUGUCAAAGUGCACAAUGAAUGCUGCCGCCUGUUUAAAGAACAUUAUGCACAUGACCAGCUGGAUGCAUUUAUUGGCGUUAUCAACAACCACAUCCAGCCCUUCUUCAUGGUUAUCCAAAAGGGAACCUCCGAGGAGGAUGGGAAAACGCACUACGCCUUGAUUAAUAUCGAACAAAAUGAAAUCACUCUCUUGGCUUCUGAUUACUCAGAGGUUGAGCUUGAACUCUUCAACAAAACAAUGGAGCUAAUAGUCGACAGCGGAGUGGGUAUGGCCUCCUCUAUGGACAUCCUGAACCUGGUUGACCAGCUGCAGUGCAAGAAGAUGAAGAAGGACAAUGCCGAGUUGCUGCUGCAGCGCCUGGUGCAAGACAAGUGGCUAUGCAUGGAAAAUGGAUAUUUAAGUUUAAGUCCACGCUGCCUCAUUGAAAUGGAUCCUUUCAUUCGUAGCCGCUUCGGCAAUGUUGAAAUCUGCUACCUUUGUCACAAAAUCGCUCUGAAGGGCCAAGUCUGUUCCAACUGUAGCGUGAAGGUCCACGCUCCGUGCUCUGCCAAGUUCUUCAAGAGGAAUCGGUCUCGCGUGUGCCCUCGCUGCAAGAGUCCCUGGAUCAACGAGCCCCGGGACAAUGCACGUCCUGUACAAUACGAUGAAGGCAAAGGUUCAACGUCUUCAGAUGCCAUGGAGCUAUAAUCCUGCACGAUGUACAGAGGGUGCAGCGAGUUGUGGUUACUGUGUACGUCCUUGUGCUUUACACUUUUUGGAUAUUUGAGACUUUUAAGUCAUUAUGUGGUUCUUAUUCCAGUGAGUAUUUUUCAUGCAAAAUAUGUUACAACAAAAACAUUUCAAAAUCAAUCCUGAAUUCAGUUCGCCAUAAGCAAAAAUGUAUCUAAACAAACGAUUCAUAAUUCGUUUAUUUCUCAGUCAGAUCAUGUAGGUAUAAUUUCAGAUUAAAUAUAACCCCCCACCACCCGACAGAGCACGUGGUUAAAUGUGCCAAGUGAAUUUGUUCUUCAGCAAACCGGAACAUUGAAAAGCAAACAAUAAUUUGACAAAUCGUAUACGCUGUUUCGCUGGAGAUUACAACCAGAAGCUCAGCUGUGGCUGUGGCGUGUUGUGAAUCUUAACAUUGGUCUUGAAAGCCUUUGUAUAAAAUUGUCAACUAAAUCAUGAAUCGACUGGACCGUAGUUUAACUUUUUGCUGAAUCGCUUAUUUUGAGUGUUGAAACUCCUUCACAAGCUCGUCUGAGGUGGUUUGCAGACAGCAGAAUAGCAAGUGGGUCUUAUAAACCUGCCUUGGUUGACUUGUAUCCAUUGUUUCCUUACAUGCAUAGGGAUUCUCAGAAUGCCAAUUUCUUAACACAUGAAAAAAAAAAAGGUCAACACAUUUCUGCCGAACAUUCCUAUGCAAGACCCUUGUGAAAAUAUUCUUGAGACGUUUCUUAAUAAAGGCUGUUUAAAAUAAACAUUAUUAAGAAUACAUCAAA
Messenger RNA from Lethenteron reissneri (Far Eastern brook lamprey), 1955 nucleotides. Its product is annotated as non-structural maintenance of chromosomes element 1 homolog. Gene Ontology annotation, cellular component: Smc5-Smc6 complex; nucleus. Gene Ontology annotation, biological process: double-strand break repair via homologous recombination. Gene Ontology annotation, molecular function: ubiquitin-protein transferase activity. The record is from RefSeq and is a predicted model, not a curated record. NCBI's taxonomy places the organism in Eukaryota, Metazoa, Chordata, Hyperoartia, Petromyzontiformes, Petromyzontidae.